AUGGAUUCUGAGUCUUCUUGGACUACCAUACUCAACCCCGGGGGCACCCUCUCUGCCCCCAAUGCCACAACGCCCUGGCUGGGUCGGGAUGAGGAGCUGGCCAAGUUGGAGAUUGGCAUCCUGGCUACUGUCCUGGUGCUGGCCACAGGGGGCAACCUGGCUGUGCUGCUGACCCUGGGCCAGCCAGGCCGCAAGCGCUCCCGCAUGCACCUGUUUGUGCUGCACCUGGCCCUGACUGACCUGGGUGUGGCACUCUUCCAGGUGCUGCCCCAGCUGCUCUGGGACAUCACCUACCGCUUCCAGGGUCCUGACCUCCUCUGCCGGGCUGUCAAGUACCUGCAGGUACUCAGCAUGUUUGCCUCCACCUACAUGCUGCUGGCCAUGACAGUGGACCGAUACCUGGCCGUCUGUCACCCCCUGCGCAGCCUCCAGCAGCCCAGCCAGUCCACGUACCCACUCAUUGCUGCUCCCUGGCUGCUGGCCGCCAUCCUUAGCCUCCCUCAAGUCUUCAUUUUUUCUUUGCGGGAGGUGAUCCAGGGCACGGGGGUGCUGGACUGCUGGGCUGAUUUCCGCUUCUCCUGGGGGCCACGGGCCUACAUCACCUGGACCACUAUGGCCAUCUUUGUCCUGCCUGUGGUUAUACUUACAGCCUGCUACAGCCUCAUCUGCCAUGAGAUUUGUAAGAACCUAAAAGUCAAGACACAGGCUGGGAGGGUGGAAGGAGGAGGCUGGAGGACUUGGGACAAGCCUUCACCUUCUGCCCCAGCUUCAGCCACUCGGGGGCUACCAUCUCGGGUCAGCAGCAUCAGCACCAUCUCUCGGGCCAAGAUCCGAACAGUGAAGAUGACCUUCAUCAUUGUGCUGGCCUACAUCGCCUGCUGGGCACCCUUCUUCAGUGUCCAGAUGUGGUCUGUGUGGGAUGAGGACGCGCCUGAUGAAGAUUCCACCAACGUGGCCUUCACCAUCUCCAUGCUUUUGGGCAACGUCAGCAGCUGCUGCAACCCCUGGAUCUACAUGGGCUUCAACAGCCACCUGUUACCACGCCCCCUGCGUCAUUGUGCCUGUUGCUGGGGUGCCCGGCCCCGCAUGCGCAGACAACUCUCCAGCAGCAGCUUCUCCAGCCGCCGCACGACCCUGCUGACCCGCUCCAGCUGCCCACCCACCCUCAGCCUCAGCCUCAGUUCCAGGCCUGGGCCUGCAGAGUCACUGAAGGACUUAGAGCAGGCGGAAGGGGAUGCCACCACGGAGAUGUGA
This is a messenger RNA of Sciurus carolinensis (gray squirrel), 1254 nucleotides long. RefSeq names its product arginine vasopressin receptor 1B (gene Avpr1b). NCBI's taxonomy places the organism in Eukaryota, Metazoa, Chordata, Mammalia, Rodentia, Sciuridae. The record is from RefSeq and is a predicted model, not a curated record. Gene Ontology annotation, molecular function: vasopressin receptor activity; peptide binding. The coding region runs from base 1 to 1254 and encodes 417 amino acids. Gene Ontology annotation, biological process: G protein-coupled receptor signaling pathway; positive regulation of vasoconstriction; regulation of systemic arterial blood pressure by vasopressin. The transcript has 2 exons. Gene Ontology annotation, cellular component: membrane.